This is a messenger RNA of Pipistrellus nathusii (Nathusius's pipistrelle), 3174 nucleotides long. The record is from the annotation of a GenBank genome assembly. NCBI's taxonomy places the organism in Eukaryota, Metazoa, Chordata, Mammalia, Chiroptera, Vespertilionidae.
AUGGCGGACCAGGCGCCGCAAGUUCCCGAGGACUUGUUCAGGGAGGUCAAGUACUACGCGGUGGGCGACAUCGACCCGCAGGUUAUUCAGCUUCUGAAGGCUGGGAAGGCUAAGGAAGUGUCCUAUAACGCACUGGCCUCGCACAUCAUUUCUGAGGAUGGGGACAACCCGGAGGUCGGGGAGGCCCGGGAAGUCUUUGAUUUACCUGUUGUGAAGCCGUCCUGGGUGGUUCUGUCUGUGCAGUGUGGAGUGCUCCUGCCAGUCAACGGAUUUUCUCCCGAGUCCUGCCAGACCUUUUUUGGAGUCAUAGCCUGCCUGUCCCAGGUGUCACCUGAAGACAGGAGCGCCCUGUGGGCCCUGCUGACCUUCUACGGGGGGGCCUGCCAGCUGAGCCUCAACAAGAGGUGCACCCACCUGGUCGUGCCAGAGCCGAAGGGGGAGAAGUAUGAGUGUGCCCUGCGGAGAGCAAAUAUCAAAAUUGUGACCCCCGACUGGGUCCUGGAUUGCAUAUCUGAGAAAACCAAAAAGGAUGAAGCAUUUUAUCACCCGCGCCUAAUCGUUUAUGAAGAGGAGGAGGAGGAGGAAGAAGAGGAGGAGGAGGUGGACCAUGAGGAGCACGGCUCCCCGAACGAGGGCAGUACGGAUGACAAAUCGAGCCCUGUCAGUUCUCAGGAAGGGUCCCCUUCAGGGGACCAGCAGUUCUCUCCUAAGUCAAACCCUGAGAAAGCUAAGGGGGAGCUGAUGUUUGACGAUUCCUCAGACUCGUCCCCUGAGAAGCAAGAGAGAAACCUGAACUGGACCCCCGCGGAGGUCCCCCAGGUGUCGGCGGCGAAGCGCAGGCUGCCUACGGGCAAGGAGCCCGGCCUGAUCAACCUGUGUGCCAACGUGCCGCCCGUCCCCGGGGGCAUCCUGCCUCCCGACAGCCGCGGGGGCCUGAUGACCUCGGGACCGAAUCUCCAGAGUGCGGAGAGGUCGGACAUGCUGGCCGCCUGGAGCCCCGCCGUGCGGACGCUGAGAAGCAUCCCUGGCAGCGCCGACGGUCAGCAGGUGAGCAGGCCGUCCAGCGUGGCCCACAUCUUACAGUCCCUUUCAGCUCCUACAAAACACAUGGAGCAGCAGGGGAAUCACAGCCAACAGGGCCACGCGAACAACGCAGUGCUCUUCAGCCAAGUGAAAGUGCCUCCGGAGCCACAGCUGCCCCAGCAGCCGCCGCAGCACCCCGUCCUGCACCUGCCACCCCAGCAAAUCAUGCAGCUCCAGCAGCCGCCGCAGAUCCCACAGCAGCCCCAGCCGGGCCCUCCCCACCAGUUCCCACAGCCGCAACCUCACCGUCCGCAGCAGCUCCAGCCCCUGCAGCAGCAGCAUGCUCUGCAUCACCAGCUGCACCAGCUGCAGCAGCAACAGCUGGCACAGUUACAGCAGCAGCAGCUGCAGCGCCUGCACCACCAGCAGCAGAUGCAGACGCACGCAGCACAGCACCUGAGUCAGACGCCGCAGGUGCUACAGCACCAGGCUUCACAGCACCAGGCUCCACCCCUGCAGCCCCAGCAGCCGCACCUGCCCCAGCAGCCGCACCUGCCCCAGCAGCCUCAUCUACCCCAGCAGCCUCAUCUGCCCCAACAGCCUCAUCUGCCCCAACAGCCUCACCUGCCCCCGCAGCCUCACCUGCCCCAGCAGCCUCACCUGCCCCAGCAGCCUCACCUGCCCCAGCAGCCUCACCUGUCUCAGCAGCCGCUCUUCGGACACGACCCAGCAGUGGAGAUUCCAGAAGAAGGCUUCUUGCUGGGGUGUGUGUUUGCCAUUGCGGAUUACCCAGAGCAGAUGUCCGAUAAACAGCUGCUGGCCACCUGGAAAAGGAUCAUCCAGGCGCACGGCGGCACCGUGGACCCCACACUCUCCAGCCGCUGCACGCACCUGCUCUGCGAGAGCCAGGUCAGCGGGAUGUUCGCGCAGGCCCUCAGGGAGCGGAAGCGGUGCGUCACGGCACAUUGGCUCAACUCCGUGCUCAAGAGGAAGAAGAUGCUGCCCCCCCGCCGUGCCCUGCACUUCCCCGUGGCCUUCCCCCCUGGGGGCAGGCCCUGCUCCCAGCACAUUAUUUCUGUGACUGGGUUUGUUGACGGUGACAGAGAUGACCUGAAGUUAAUGGCCUACCUGGCAGGGGCCAAAUACACAGGCUACCUGUGCCGCAGCAACACGGUUCUCAUCUGUAAAGAGCCAGCUGGUUUAAAGUAUGAAAAAGCCAAAGAGUGGAGGAUCCCCUGCGUGAAUGCUCAGUGGCUCGGGGACAUUCUGCUGGGGAACUUCGAGGCCCUGCGGCAGGUCCAGUGCAGCCGCUACACGGCGGCGUUCAAUCUGCCCGACCCCUUCGCCCCCAGCCCGCACCUCGUGGUCAAUCUGCUGGAUGCCUGGAGAGUCCCGCUGAAGGUUUCGCCCGAGCUGUUGACGGUUGUAAGACCUCCCCCCAAACCGAAGCAGAACGAAGUAACGAACAUCCAGCCUUCUUCCAAGAGAGCCAGGAUUGAGGACAUACCACCUCCCACUAAAAAGCUAGCGCCCGAGCUGGCGCCUUCCGUGCUGUUCACGGGGUUCGAGCCUGUGCAGGUGCAGCAGUACGUCAAGAAGCUCUACAUUCUCGGGGGCGACAUUGCGGAGUCUGCGCACAAGUGCACGCACCUGAUCGCCAGCAAGGUGACGCGCACGGUCAAGUUCCUGACGGCUGUGUCCGUGGUGAGGCACAUCGUGACACCCGAGUGGCUGGACGAAAGCCUGAAGUGCCAGAAGUUCAUCGACGAGCAGAGCUACCUGCUGCGGGACGCCGAGGCCGAGGUGCUCUUCUCCUUCAGCCUGGAGGAGUCCUUAAAGAGGGCGCACGUGUCUCCGCUCUUCAAGGCAAAAUACUUUUACAUCACUCCCGGCAUCUGCCCCAGCCUGUCGACGAUGAAAGCGAUUGUGGAGUGUGCGGGAGGAAAGGUGCUGUCCAGGCCCCCGUCCUUCCGGAAGCUCCUGGAACACAAGCAGAAUAAGAGCCUGUCCGAGAUCGUCCUCAUCUCCUGCGAGAACGACCUGCACCUGUGCCGGGAGUACUUUGCCCGCGGCCUCGAUGUUCACAACGCGGAGUUCGUGCUCACGGGGGUGCUCACGCAGACGCUGGACUACGAGUCAUAUCCUUUGUGA